This is a messenger RNA of Pygocentrus nattereri (red-bellied piranha), 2305 nucleotides long. RefSeq names its product wingless-type MMTV integration site family, member 10a (gene wnt10a). NCBI's taxonomy places the organism in Eukaryota, Metazoa, Chordata, Actinopteri, Characiformes, Serrasalmidae. The record is from RefSeq and is a predicted model, not a curated record. Gene Ontology annotation, cellular component: extracellular region. The transcript has 4 exons. Gene Ontology annotation, molecular function: cytokine activity; frizzled binding. Bases 247 to 1413 code for a protein of 388 amino acids. Gene Ontology annotation, biological process: multicellular organism development; neuron differentiation; cell fate commitment.
CGAUGUACAGCGACUCCACGCUCUCACUCACACGCGCUCGCUCACUCACGCGCUCACAGGUAAAGCGGCGGCGGCAGCAGCAGAGUCCACCUGAGCUGAGUCUCCCUCUCUCCCUCUCCCUCUCUCUCUCUCUCUGGACAGCUGAAGUCCAGCUCCGAUCCAAAAGGCAGUCGUAGAGCGCGCGCGUGAGAGCGCGAGGGAGUGUGUGUGAGUGUGUGUGUGUGUGUGUGUGAAACUCUCUUCAGGAUGGAGCUCCUGUCUCUGCGUCUCCUCGCGCUCUGGAUGGUCGCCUCGGUUCUCACGCCAAGGGCAGAUUCCAAUGAGAUUUUGGGGCUAAAGAUUCCUUUUGACCCCAUUCUGAACGCCAACACCGUAUGCUUGACCCUGCCGGGACUGACGCGGAAGCAGCUGGACGUAUGCAUGCGGAACCCCGACGUAACGGCGUCGGCCAUCCAGGGCAUCCAGAUCGCCAUCCACGAGUGCCAGCACCAGUUCAGGGGCCACCGCUGGAACUGCUCCAGCUUAGAGACCAGAAAUAAAAUCCCCUACGAGAGCGUGGUCUUCAGCAGGGGGUUCAGAGAGAGCGCGUUUGCGUACGCCAUCGCGGCGGCCGGUGUGGUGCACGCCGUGUCUAACGCGUGCUCCAUGGGGAAGCUGAAGGCGUGCAGCUGUGAUGAGAAGCGUCGGGGGGAUGAGGAGGCGUUUCGGGUCAAACUGAACCGCCUGCAGCUGGAGGCCAUCAACCGGGGGAAGGGCAUGGUGCACGGUGUGAUGGAGCACUUCCCCUCGGACACGCUGGGACCGCAGGACUCGUGGGAGUGGGGCGGCUGCAGCCCCAACGUGGAGUUCGGAGAACGGUUCUCCAAAGAGUUCCUGGACUCCAGAGAAACCUACAGGGACAUCCACGCCAGGAUGAGGCUCCACAACAACCGGGUGGGCCGGCAGGUUGUGGUGGACCACAUGAGGAGGAAAUGCAAAUGCCACGGCACGUCGGGCAGCUGCCAGCUGAAGACCUGUUGGCAGGUGACCCCUGAGUUCCGGAUGGUGGGUUCCCUGCUUAAGGAACGCUUCAACCUGGCCACGUUAAUCAAAGCCCAUAACCGCAACACGGGGCAGGUGGAGCACGCUCACCCGCACCACCGCAGACGGGCCAACAGCCACGACCUGGUCUACUUUGAGAAAUCGCCGGACUUUUGCGAGAGGGACCCUGGGUCAGACUCGGCUGGGACGCAGGGCCGAAUCUGCAAUAAGACCAGCCAGGGCAUGGACAACUGCGAAAGCCUCUGCUGCGGCCGCGGACACAACAUCCUGCAGCAGACGCGCAGCGAACGCUGCAACUGCAAGUUCCACUGGUGCUGCUACGUGGUGUGCGAGGAGUGCAGGAUAACAGAGUGGGUCAGCGUCUGCAAAUGAGGACCAAAGAGACAAAAACACAUUAUAAAAAAUGAUCUAUAUCUAGAGAGACGUUAAAUAACGGGGAGAGACUGAGGCCUCCUGUUUUGCGAUGGACUGCCGCCGUGCUGUUGCCAGCAGCCCAAUGGAAACUGGGUGAAGAGCUCAGAACUGACUGACAUGCUCUUGACCCCAGCUGUGCACCCCACAAGUCCAGUCACACUAGUUUGGACUUGCACUGUGUGUGAUUUCAGAAAGUAUUUUUUAAAUUAAGUAAGUUAAGGUUUUAAGGUUGUUAUUAAAAUAUAUAUUGUGGAGUCUAUUGAUAAUAGAGCACUCAAUGUUAACUCAAUGUCUUAUUUUUUAAAGCAAUAGCUUGUCUCUAAUUCAAAUUUAGACAGUUAUCUGAAUGUAGACUGUCAGACACGUUUGAUUCUUUAGGUUUAUGCUGGAGCUACGAGGCUUAGAUAUAGAUAAGAAGUAAUAGAGGCAUAUAACCACUGACCACCCAUCCAUGCUCCGCCCACAAAUGCAUCCUUUUUUAGCUGUUGUUGCGAGGUCGGCUUUACCUUCACCGAUAAAACACUUAUAAAAGUCCUAUACAAAUUAAAAGACUUCCUUUUAAUUAAAAGAUUUGGUAUGAGCACCCUCAAAAUGUACCAUCCAUAUAUACCAUAUAUGGAAAUUGGACUGCAAAAAAGGCUUGUUUUAAACUAACUGCUUUUGUCAUGUCAUUAACCAGCUCAUUUACAUAUAUCCACCUAUCAGUUAUAACGAGUUUUCCAGUUCAGAUUGCUUUUUUAAUGAGGUCCAGCCAAUCUGAAAAGAGCUCAUGUACUCUAAAUUCACUCUAAAUGUAGGUAUUGUGAUAUAAACCGAGUCUGUUCUACAGUUUCUCAUUAGGCUGAAUGAA